Centrocercus urophasianus (Greater sage-grouse) is the source of this 2192-nucleotide messenger RNA. RefSeq names its product DnaJ heat shock protein family (Hsp40) member C25 (gene DNAJC25). The transcript has 3 exons. Gene Ontology annotation, cellular component: endoplasmic reticulum membrane. NCBI's taxonomy places the organism in Eukaryota, Metazoa, Chordata, Aves, Galliformes, Phasianidae. Bases 888 to 1604 code for a protein of 238 amino acids. Gene Ontology annotation, biological process: protein folding. The record is from RefSeq and is a predicted model, not a curated record.
UCGGCUUGGCGUUCCUUUGUGUGGGCUCAGCCGAGGGAGGAGAACGCCGCCGGUGUUUUGCGAUAGUCCGAGAGCGUGGGGGGAGGACGGGCUGCCCUUGGAAGCCCCUCUGAAGUUAGACUUCUUGUACAGCCGUAUCUUUAAGCGAAAAAGCGUCGGUAAGCAGCAAAUUGACAGCGUGUGAGACCUGUAAGCAAAUCCAGGCAGGGUGAAAACGUGUGGUCUGGCCACGGUGUGGCCAAAGAAAUGGGAGAUGGAAACCUGCAAGUGCUUGAGGGUCCACGGGGAAAAGAAACUGGAACUUUUUGGAGUAGAAGAGGAACGCAGUUACGGCUGACAAAGUUAAAUUUCUCGUCUUGUUAUUCUGUGGGUCAAAAUGAGAAAUAGCUCAAGAAAAUGGGAACAAUGACGUUUUGAAACAUCAUAACACCAGACAGAUUCCUUAGCCUCAUAAGCAAAUCCUGAAAGAUUUGAAAAACAGUCUUUUGCUAUUUGGUUCGUCUGGAAAUCUUUUUGUGAGCAAUGUCUAUCAGUUCCAGCUCCCCCAGUAUCUGAUUCAGAAAAUAGAUUUGCUGAUUAUGUGAAUUUCAGUUGCCUGUCUUUAUUUCAGUAUUAAAUCAAGUCUUCUUAUAAUCUAUACUAUAGGUACUUAAGCCCGCAUGUUUGUAAGCUGUGUGUGGGCUGAUGAGGGUAAGAACAAAUUAAUUUAGUGUACAGGAAAAUGAUGAAAGAAUUUCCUCAGUGCUUCAUGGCUGUUCUUUGCAGAAGUCCUUCAUGAGAUGUAAAACACAACGGUAACAGAGUAAGUGAAAACAGCCAUCUGAACCUACACAUGCUUGUCAUCUCUGAUUCUACAGGAUGAAGAAACACGUAAAGAUUAUGAUUACAUGUUGGAUCAUCCUGAAGAGUAUUACAGACACUACUAUCACUACUACAGCAGGAGAUUGGCACCUAAAGUGGAUGUCCGAAUAGUGAUUCUCGUUACGGUGUGUGCCAUCUCUGUGUUUCAGUUCUUCAGCUGGUGGAGUAGUUACAAUGAAGCUAUCAACUAUCUAGCUACAGUGCCAAAAUACCGUAUACAAGCUACUGAGAUUGCCAAGCAACAAGGUUUACUCAACAAGACCAGAGAAAAAGGCAAGAACAGGAGGUCUAAAGAAGAAAUUCGUGAAGAAGAGGAAGAAAUCAUCAAAGACAUUAUUAAAAAUAAAAUAGAUAUAAAAGGCGGUUAUCAGAAGCCCAAGAUAUAUGAUAUCCUUCUGUUUCAAAUCCUUCUAGCUCCUUUCUACUUGUGCAAGUAUGUAAUUUGGUACUGUUGGUGGAUUUAUUGUUUCACUAUUAAAGGCCAAGAAUAUGGUGUAGAAGAGAAGCUGUAUAUCAUACGGAGAUACAUGAAAAUGUCUCAGUCUCAGUUUGACAGCCUGGAAGAUCAUCAAAAAGAGACCUUUCUUGAGCGGCAGCUGUGGAUACGAGAAAACUAUGAGGUCUAUAAACAAGAACAAGAGGAGGAGUUAAAGAAGAAGAUGGCCUUGGAUCCCCGAUGGAAGAGGUAUCGGAGGUGGAUGAGAAAUGAAGGACCUGGAAGACUGACUUUCAUUGAUGACUGAAAGUUGCUGAACACAGUGCGUGCUGAUGUCGGCAGUGAUCUGCAAAACUUUUUGCUACAUCAUUCAGAGUUUUAUCUGCUGGUUUGGCAGUGAUCUAAAACUCAGGAAUUAUUAAAUGAGGCCGAAAAAUAGUACAGGUUUACGGUUUUUAUAAAUCAGAAUUAUUAAACAGGCAUAACUCAAUGUGUAUAUCUUACAUGGGGAUCUUAAUGUGGAAUUCAUUAUUUCAAAUAAUGUAUUUCCUCUACAUAUUUCCUUCUCAUGAUCAAUGGAAUCAUAAUUUCAAUCUUCCUGAAACUGUUUCUUGAUCUGUCCUUGGAAGUCUCGGUUCUUGAUUCUAAACCGAAGGGUUCAUGCGAGUGAACACUGGAAAUUGAAAUUGUUGGUAAGGACUCUGAAGCAAGGGCCAUUUCUUACUUUCCUCUUCUCUUCCACCUACUUUUCAACUUACUUUUUAAAAUGCCAAAUUGUUUUUUGAUGUAGACAAAAUGGGGAUUAUACCAGACUACUUCUUUUGCUAUUCCCUCUCCAAUUGGAAAUGAAUUUUAUUCUUUGUGGGAAUAAAUGAUGCAUGAUUGAUCACCGUUA